AGGAGUAUCAAGGAGCCUUUCCGCAGCCUCUUGUGUCACCAUUCGAUCCACAUACCUUGAGAAGCUUGAGUCUUUUGAUUCGUUUCUGCAAGGAUUAUCCCAUCUGUUCCAGAGCAUCAUCCUAGGAUCUCAUCAAGUGGUAUCAGAGCAACUCUGGAAGGGAAGUGUUCGAUUUUUCUCUCUGAUUUUCGUUUGGGUCUGUUUAUAUUCUGUCGAGUUUGAUCUGAUCUGUGUUCUUAGCGUUUAAAUCUGAUAAAUCCGUUUGUGUUUGCUAAAAACCUGUCGAUCUAUUCUUAUUCUCACUAGUUUUGAUUGAUCUAUGAUUGUGUUGUUGAGUUUUAAUAGAUUCAAGCUUGUUGAUCUCGUUUCUGAUAAAAACUUUUCACAUUCUUGUUGCAGAAGUAAUCGAUUUGCUUGAUCUGUUUCUGUUUUGGAUUUGUGUGAUUCUGAUCUGUUCUUAUUGCUUUAAAUAUAAUCUAUCUUGUUUGGUUGAUUAGAUUUCGAAUUUAAUCUGUCUCUGUUUAAGAUUGAUCGAUCAUAUUGCGUUGGUGAAUUGUUCUGAUUAUCAAACUGUUUUAUUUGAUUUGCUUGUCGUUUUAAAAUUGAUCUGUUGUUAAUUCUGAGUGUUGUUUCUCUUAGAACUAGUUACUGGUUUCUGUUUUAUUUGUAUCUCAGGUACCAAUGGAGAAGGAGCACAAAGGAAAACAUCAGCCAAAGAAAAAUAGAGAAUGCUCAAGAUCAACCAGAGAUGAGUACAGGCAAAAAGAGUUUGAUCAGUUUGACAGAAACCGGAAGCAUGCUGUAUAUGAAUUUCAAAUCCCUCCAUUCCAUGGCAAGGCGGCUCCUGAAGCUUAUGCGAAGUGGGAAAAGAAGAUUGAGUUGAUUUUCAGUAGUAAACACUAUGCUGAAAGAAAGAAGAUUCAAAUGGCUACUGCUGAGUUUUGUGGUCAUGCUUUAAGAUGGUGGAAUCAGUUGAUAAAGUACAGAAGACUUGAUGGAAAAGAACCAGUGGAAACAUGGCUUAAGCUGAGGGCUUUGAUGCGUAGAGAGUACGUUCCAAGACAGUACCACAAGGAAGUUAUUCAAAAGCAGCCUGAGACAAAGCUAUGUUCUUCAUUAUCAGUUCAGAAACAACCAGACAGCAAGAGAUCAAGUCCAUCUAGUAACCUGGUUUCAUCAAGCAAAACAUCAACCCAUUCCUUUAAAGAUAGCAUAAGGAAGGCAAUUUCACAAGCGUUUAGGGAUGUGGAGAAACAAUUUAAACAGUCCAAGACUAUAUCUCCAUCCUUAGAAGUACAGAACCAAGCGCCUUCCUCAACUGUCUCAGAACUCAAAGAUGCAGAACCAGACUCAGUUGCACAAUCAGACUUGGCUGCACUAGUUCAAGAAGAUCAAACCGAGAUUCCAACAAUCACCAUUCAGAAACAUGAUCAACCCAUCAAGGACGACCUGAUUCUCUUCAAACAGGAUGUAAUAGAAGAGGAGGCACCCAUGGAAUCAAAAUCAGACAGUGGAGUAGAGCAUCUAUUUGUCACUGAUUCAAACGGUUUCCAAAGGACAUUCUUGGGUACUUUUCUCAUCAGUCCUUUUGUGUGGAACAAGACCAGAGCAGUAGAGCUUUCAAGACACCAACUGGGCAUGGAACAUGUUGUAUUUGAGCCUGGAGGAGAGUUGUGGAAUCACAGGAACAAUCCCUUAGUGAUUGAGAAGAAAUCGGCAGCAACAACAAUUGUUUUUGGUGAUCUUUUACCCUCUGAAGCUAAAGGGAUGCACGUCUCAGCUCAGCAAGAGUUUCACUACGAAACAAAUUGGAGAAUGUUACCCAUUCUUUCCUGGAUCCAACAAACCAGAAAACGCAGCAAAUGGCCUCCUGAUCAUCAAGAUAUUGUCAAUUCCGCAAAACAUAUCGGUUUAGCCAAAUUCUGUGAGCUGCUUAUAUCAGAUUGGGGUGGAAGGUUACAGUUCUACUUGUGGAAAACUGGAGCAUAUUCCAGCAUACUUAUCAUCCUUGGAGAGUGCUCUGCUCGUAGUAGAACCAGUUGGGGUAAUAAAGAGUUGGAAGCUGAUCAAAAUGCCUUGCUUCUUGAUCAUGUUAAGGUGUGGAAACCACCAGAUUUGCAAAAGCUUCAAUACCAUUUCAGAGAUUGUCAAACCAAGAGUGGAGAUGGAGAUUUCACUAGAUUAAAUGGUGAAGUGAUUACUGGAAUAGGAGGAGAACUCAUGUUUUCUUCUCAAAUCAAGGAGAAACCACCAGAUGGACUCAGUCUACAUCAAUCUCCAAAUAAACCAACCCGAGGUCAAACAGUUCUGAGUACUAGAAUUUUCGAAAAGAGAGGCUAUAGUAAUGAUCAGAGUAUCAAGAAUGGAUCCUUGGCUAAAUUGGAGAUGCAACAAUCAAAUCUUGGAAGCUGUCUAGCCGCCAACUCUGACAUAGGAGCAGUCCGAGGAUCAUAUCUCAGCAACCAGAAGGAAUUAAGCAAGAAACUCAACUGCAAUGGAAACUACACUCAUCAGGGUCUCACGUCGAACUGGAAUCAUGUCCAAAGCUUCUCAAAUGAAAGAGUUAUGGGUUCUACAAGACGGGUGAUUCUGUGUUUGCUUUGUUUGAAUUUUUCUGAGUAUAGAACAUCUCAAUCCUAUAUAUGGCGACCAGGUGAGCAUGCUAAGGUAACCAAUCAUGUUUUCAAGAGUUCUUUUAUUGAUUACACAGAUAUGAUGCACUUGUUUUUGUCAAAAAAGUCAUGUGCAGAUUAUAUGGAAGCUUUGAAGUAUGCAAAGACAAAGAACAAGCGUGAGGAAGACAAACGUUUCAAGCCGCCUGAUAUAAGCCAGGAGAGACAUCAGGACGUCACUUGCUUCAUCCUCAUCAAAGAAGCACCUCCAGAUGCAGCAUACAAGCCAAAACCGAGAAAAGACAACUUUGGGAUAAGACUCUUACUCUAUGAUGAUUUUACUUGUGUUAACUUGUCUUGUUUCAAUGUAUCAGGUUUAAGUAAUGCUUCAGGAGUGAGGAAAGCCAAAUGGAUCAGUCCCUUCUACCUAAUAGAACCAGUCAGCGAUAAUGCCUAUCCAAGAGGCUUGCAAGGUAAGUGUAAUCUGAUUAUAAACUCUGAUGUUACUGACUUGGUCCCUUCUAUUGCAGGUAACACAGAUUUGAGGACAAAUCUUUUUGAAGUGGGAGGGGAUGAUGUGAUCAUGGAAAGCACCAAGGACUGGAAGCAUGAACCUGAACCUGAAGAGCUUGUAGCUGAGGGUGCAACCUUGAAGAACAUUUGGAAACAAGAAGAAUACAUUAGUCUUGGCCGAAGCUUGAUCAUCCAAGACACCUUAACCAUCAUUCAAGCUACUCCACCUUCAAGCUGAUCAUCAU
Messenger RNA from Brassica rapa (field mustard), 3370 nucleotides. RefSeq lists its product as uncharacterized. The record is from RefSeq and is a predicted model, not a curated record. NCBI's taxonomy places the organism in Eukaryota, Viridiplantae, Streptophyta, Magnoliopsida, Brassicales, Brassicaceae.